Contarinia nasturtii (swede midge) is the source of this 651-nucleotide messenger RNA. RefSeq lists its product as uncharacterized. Bases 25 to 459 code for a protein of 144 amino acids. The transcript has 4 exons. The record is from RefSeq and is a predicted model, not a curated record. Lineage: Eukaryota; Metazoa; Arthropoda; Insecta; Diptera; Cecidomyiidae.
UCAGCAAAUCAAAUCACAUUAAAAAUGUUGUCAAAGAUUGUAAUUUUUUUAUUCGCGACUUCGUUCGUGCUCGCUUACUGUGAGCCGAUCGCAUAUCCAGACGCUGAACCUGAGGCUUUGGCUUUUGCUGAUGCUGAAGCAGAGCCACUUGCUUUGGCCGAUCCUGAAGCCGAACCAGAGGCAGAGGCACUUGCCGACCCGAUCGCUUAUGCGCUAAGAAAACGAUCAAAAAGACGAUCAAGUAGCAGCCUUCAAAAGAAUAAAUGUAUUAAAGUUAAGAGAUCGAAAGUAAGUGGCAGUAAAUGCAGCAAAUGCAGCAAAUGCAGCAAAUGCAGCAAAUGCUCCCGUAGCCGAAAAUGUAAGAGCAAGAAAUGUUGUAGACGAAAACGGUGCUCAACAACUGCAACAACUGCUUCAACUGCUUCAACCGCUUCCACCGCUUCGACAGCUUCCACUUAAGAAGUUUGACAUUUACUGGCAUGGCAACAAUAUAUGGAAUUUUGCAUUUCUUACGGAUUUGAUUUUCAUCCAAUGAUUAAUGAUCAUUUUUUAUUGUGUGAUUCACGCAUUAAGAAAAUUUAAUCGUUAUCUGACAUUAUUUAUUUUCUGCAACAUUAAUUAAAUAAACUUUAAGAAAUUGAAAAAUAGUGA